Messenger RNA from Stegostoma tigrinum, 1339 nucleotides. Its product is annotated as acylphosphatase-1-like. The record is from RefSeq and is a predicted model, not a curated record. Gene Ontology annotation, molecular function: acylphosphatase activity. Lineage: Eukaryota; Metazoa; Chordata; Chondrichthyes; Orectolobiformes; Stegostomatidae. The transcript has a single exon. The coding region runs from base 72 to 377 and encodes 101 amino acids.
ACGUGACUGGGACUCCAGUACCCAGAAGGCGCUGUUCGACCGGAUGCAGCGGUUACCAAGGAGCUGUUGUCAUGUCGUCCGGUGGUGAAGGCCCGCUGCUGUCGCUGGAUUUUGAAGUGUUUGGCAAAGUGCAGGGAGUUUUCUUCCGGAAAUAUACGCAGAAAGAGGCGAAGCGGCUUGGCCUGGCUGGAUGGGUGGAGAACACGGAGCAGGGGACAGUGCGAGGCCAGCUGCAGGGAGCCGAGGAGCCGGUCCGGGCCAUGCAAACCUGGCUGCGCCGUACAGGUAGCCCCAAGUCCCGGAUAGACAGAGCGGAGUUCAGCAACCAGAAGCGAAUCCAGCGCCGGGAGUACCCCGACUUCCAGAUCAUCAAGUAACCGGAGGCGGGGCUCUGUCAGCCCGAGAGUCACGGAGAGGAUCCAGUCCGGCUUGGGAGUUGCUCGGUUCCGCUCUGAUUCCAACCGCUUACGGAGUUCUGUUAGAAACGGAAUCAGCCACUGUCAACCUGGAACCAGCCUCGCUGGGAAUCAACCUCUCUCAAAAGUUCGCCGAUAACCUUUAGUCCGGAUGUUGAGGGUCUUUGUGGUUUAUGUUCAAUGUUUCCGGACAGUAUUUCAAGUAGGUCCGCAUUUGUCUUCGAUGUUUUCUCCCUGUUCUUGUGUUCUUUUUCAUGGAGGUUGGAUGAUGGUGAGUGGGGUUGAUGUCCGGUUCUUGCCACCGUGGUCAGAUCUGUAGCAACAUUCCUAUCAACAAACCAGAACGACCUCCAAAUUUGGAGUUCCUUCCGAACCGACCUGAGAUGUUUUUGAAGGCUCACGUUUUCCCAUCUGUUGUAAGAUUUGUUUGUCUGAAUUGUCAAACUGAAAAGAGUACUACGGUAAAUAAGGUACAUAGGCGUGAGUUUUUUUUAAGUUCAACUGAAAAGCUCGCUUCUGCGUUUUCAUUAUUUUCAUGUGAAAGGAUUCAAUUUUGAGUCUAAACUUAAAGCAAAAUGGCAUUUUCGUAAAAGUGGUCUUGGUUAGAGAGCCUCCUAAGUGUGUUGCUAGACCGGUACUUCGCACCACUGCGUACUUUGUGCAGUUAAAGUGAGAGUUAAUACAAAACAACAUUCAGAUUUAAAGGAGGUGCGGCCCCUGCAGUGAGAUAUUAAACAAACGUUCUAUUCCACUGUUCCUGCACUUCAGGAACAACCCAUUGGUAAUAACACAGUGACGACCACUAAGAGGUUCUGGCGACAGAUCUAACGUUAAACUUCCAUGAUCAUUUUCCCAACUUCUGUUACUGACAAGAUAAUAAAAUGUGAGGCUGGAUGAACACAGCAGGCCAAGCAGCAUCUCAG